Molecule: messenger RNA, 873 nt
Organism: Lotus japonicus
Lineage: Eukaryota; Viridiplantae; Streptophyta; Magnoliopsida; Fabales; Fabaceae
Exons: 2
Coding region: 1-873 (290 amino acids)
Molecular function (GO): nucleic acid binding; RNA-DNA hybrid ribonuclease activity
Source: RefSeq, a predicted model, not a curated record
AUGGUCCGCCAUUUGUUUUGGCCCCCUACAACGGAGGGAAUCCUUAAAAUUCCUCUCCCUGUGGUGGCUAAGGGUGAUGUGUUCUUCUGGCCGCACACAAUGAAUGGUGAAUAUACUUCUAAAUCAGGUUAUGUCGUGGUAAGGAACAUGGUAAUUCAUGCGUUACCAUCUUCCUCUUCUGCUCUUCAGGUUCCAUCGGCGACUUGGAAAGUGUUGUGGAAGGCUCCAACAUUGCCACGCUGCCGUGAGCUUAUUUGGAGGGGCUGCCUCAAAAUCUUGCCUACUCGAUCCCUUCGAGCGAGAGGCGUGGACGUCGACGACCUCUGCCCAUGGUGCCAGGUUCAACGUGAAACCCCAUCCCAUGCGUUGCUCUUUUGUCCGGUGGUUCAGCGGUGGUGGUUUACCUCUCCCUUGGGGUUUCGGCUGGAUAAUGAGGUGGAGUUCCAUGUUUUUGUGGCUGAGUUCUUUAGUCGGGAUGAUGAGGAAGCGAGAAAUAAGAUGGUUUUUGAAGGGACCGUCCCAGCUUUGGAGCUUCUUCUAUCGCGGGCUUGCUCUCUUGCGGUGCCGCCGGUAACAGAUCAUGGGAAUCACCAGCAAUCGGUUCCACCUCAGGUGUGGCAGCGUCCAGCUGCAGAUUCCAUCAAGAUAAAUUUUGACGCUGCUUGGGCAAACACUGGAGCUGCUAGUUAUGGAUGCGUGGCCAGGAAUGAUGAAGGAGAGGGGCUCGCGGCAGCUACAAAGCCGACAAUGAGAGGACUCUCAUCCCUUUUGGCGGAAGUAGAAGCUUUUCGAUGGACCUUGGGAUUGGCUUUGGAUCUUGGCCAUCGAGUGGUUAUCUUGGAGACGGACUGCAAGGCCCUGUUUGAUGCAUGA